Molecule: messenger RNA, 763 nt
Organism: Dalotia coriaria
Lineage: Eukaryota; Metazoa; Arthropoda; Insecta; Coleoptera; Staphylinidae
Gene: twr
Product: signal peptidase complex catalytic subunit SEC11 homolog C twr
Exons: 4
Coding region: 138-677 (179 amino acids)
Cellular component (GO): membrane; signal peptidase complex
Molecular function (GO): serine-type endopeptidase activity
Source: RefSeq, a predicted model, not a curated record
UACUAUACGCCAGCCCUGUCAUCUGCACUGACGUGGAUUGUGGAUGCGGCCAAUGAAUUAUUUAAACUCAAAAUAACAAACACGGUUUCUUUCGCUCCACCACACCUCGACUGAAUUAAAACUUAAACGCAGCAACCAUGGACGUAGCUUCGCUCUUCGACGAUGUGAAGCGAAUGAACAAACGGCAGUUCCUGUAUCAAAUGCUGAGUUUUGGCAUGAUAGUCACCUCAGCAUUGAUGAUCUGGAAAGGCUUGAUGGUAGUGACAGGCUCAGAGAGUCCCAUUGUGGUGGUGCUGUCAGGCAGUAUGGAGCCCGCUUUCCAUCGCGGCGAUCUUCUCUUCCUCACCAACUACCCCGAGGAGCCGGUGCGUGUUGGCGAAAUUGUUGUGUUCAAAGUUGAGGGCAGAGAUAUUCCAAUUGUGCAUAGGGUGUUAAAGUUACAUGAAAAGAAUAAUGGAACAGUCAAGUUCUUGACAAAAGGUGAUAACAACAGUGUUGAUGACAGGGGUUUGUAUGCCCCAGGGCAGCUGUGGCUCACUAAGAAGGAUGUUGUUGGUAGAGCAAGAGGUUUUCUUCCAUAUGUGGGCAUGGUUACAAUUUUAAUGAAUGAAUAUCCCAAGUUUAAGUAUGCUGUUUUAACAUGUCUCGGCAUUUACGUCCUGAUACAUCGUGAAUAAACUUGAGAUACAAGUGGUUAAUUAAAUAUAAGUUAAUUGAGUAUAAAAAAAAGAAGCGAAUAUCAAUAAAUUGAGUUUAUUUCCUA